Molecule: messenger RNA, 417 nt
Organism: Cylicocyclus nassatus
Lineage: Eukaryota; Metazoa; Nematoda; Chromadorea; Rhabditida; Strongylidae
Source: the annotation of a GenBank genome assembly
AUGCUUAUCAGAACUGUACCUCCCAACGUCAAAAGCCUCUUUCCGAAAGAAAAUCUCGACUUUGCUGAGAGUAUUACUGAGGAUGAGGGGAAGCUAUUAAGAGAGGUCUUCAACAAACACGAUUCAUUUGAAGAGAUUGGUGAAAUGAUCGAAGCUGUUUGGCAACAGAAUCCCGAACUUGCCGGUAGGAUGCGAAAAGUACUUGACGGAAAUAUUGCAAGACUAAAAGGACUGAGCCCAGAAGCUGUCGACUACAGCAAGAGGAUAGUAGCGUUCGUAACCCAUGUGAUGAGUUCGUUGUCCCUUGGUAAGGAUUACUGCCUUGAAACUGCUGAACGACUUCAUAAAGAGUUUCAGACCCUGUCUCAGGAAGAUCAAGAAGCAUUGAGAAGGGCAAAUCCAGAUGUACAUUUUUGA